This is a messenger RNA of Rasamsonia emersonii CBS 393.64, 1194 nucleotides long. RefSeq lists its product as uncharacterized. The record is from RefSeq and is a predicted model, not a curated record. Bases 1 to 1194 code for a protein of 397 amino acids. NCBI's taxonomy places the organism in Eukaryota, Fungi, Ascomycota, Eurotiomycetes, Eurotiales, Trichocomaceae. The transcript has 4 exons.
AUGAUCUACAUAUUAGUCAAUCAUGCCAAACAAACCAGGCUUGAAGACGGCAAGAAACUGAAAGCCAGUUAUCGUCAAAAAAAAAAACGAUCGGCUAAGAGAUUGAUUUGUUGCGUUUUUAAAUUUCACCAAGGCAUGAAUAAUGGUCAAGGUUACGCAGAGAAGAUAAUAUGGAUAGAAAGCCUGCCUGCCUGGGAAGGAAUUAAUAAAAUUUGCAUAUUACUGUCUAGGCAUAGGUUAGGGCAAUGUGUCUUACGUAUGCACCUAGGUACUCGCUACACAACCCCUCCCAAACUCAUGUCUUUGAGAUUCUUUACUGUACCUGAUGUUCUAUUGUUUCAAUGCAAAAGUUCCAAAACACUGCCUGGGAAAAAGAUAGGGCCCGUCUUUGAGAAGAUACAUAAGCAACUGAAAGAAGUCAUUAAAGAUCAAGCAGUGGCUGAGAACAAGGCUGAAUUGUCGCCAAAGCUGGACCAACCACAUGCUAUAUUUUGUCUUGACGAAGCUCGUCAUCUCUUUUUCCAAGGGCCGUCCGAAGAAAGUGAUGACAUGAGGUUUCUUGCUUUCCGUCUAGCUACAAGGCACCAGACGAGAGUCCGAGAUCCUCAAAGUGGCAUUACGAGGGACAACAAGCGAUUUUUCGCUCUUCUAUUGGAUACUUCGUCCAGAGUAUCAGCAUUUUCACCACCCCGGGAGCACGACCCCAGCAAGAAGUUCCUACGUCCGGGAGAUUUAUUUGCGCCAAUUUACAAAAUUGAUUCCAAGGAUGUCUUUGCUAGGGACUCUGGUGCGGAAUCAAGGUCAGAGACAACCGUUGGUCCAGUUCGUCUCUUUAGCCUCGGUCGACCACUUUGGGGCGCAUAUCUCGAUGCUGGGCAAGGCUGGCAAGAUGUAGAGCAACUCGCUUCCGAAAAAGUCUGCAACAGGAGCAACGACACCCAGGUGGUUGCGUUGCUAUCAUACCGUAUCAAUUUUUAUGUGGUUGAUCACCGACUGGCGGAGGAGCUUACCUCCGGGUAUCUAAGGUACAUUGUCGGAAUCAGCGAUGAUCGCAAGUUUUUACAGACAAUGCAACCAUCCGAGCCGAUCCUCGCACAUAUAUCCGCUACAGAGAUGAAAGACAGAACCAACCGGUUAGAUGUCGUCAAGGCACUACAGGGAACUAGUCACGCAUGGAACCAUUCACAUAGGUGA